CGUCAAAAAUUAUCAACAAACACCAUCUCGUCGUUUUCUCGAUAGGAGUUCAAUCUUGUAUUUUUUUUAAAGUGAUUAAAAUGCUAAUAUACUCAUAACAUAGUGAGAAAAACUAGCUGAUUACAAUUGUAGUUGAUUCCCGAUUCGGAAAAUACACGCCAACAUGUGGAUACCUCCGCGGGAAUGUGCUAUGCCGUUCGCAUUGUGGGUCACCGAGAGUACGUUGACCACCUCGAACUACUUCCUGCUGCAACACCGAAAAGGCCAUGGCAGCCAGCGAGGAUUUUCGUCGAUGCUGGUGGGAACGUUGGACAAUGUUUUGGACACGAAGCCAUCGCCCUAUCGGAUCUUGCAUGUACAACCAUCGACGGGGCUGUAUUAUGAAAUCGCUUCGGAUAUCACACUGGAAGCGAUUCUCAAGGAUUGGGAAUGGCUCUCCAAGAACCUGUUCCGAGUGAUCAACGAAAUGGAAACCGAAGAGGAAAUCACCAACUUUACCAUCUGCAAAAUCCAAUCCCUGUUGGCUCAUAAUUCCCGCACCACGGAGGAAAUGGUGGACCCGAGCAGUUUCCAGGUCGUGGUCAACAAGUUUCGGGACAAGUUCAAAAUGCCCGAGGACGAGAAGCUAGUCAGCUACUACUCGUGCAGUUACAUCAAACGGGUACCCCGGCAGGGCCAGAUGUACCUGUCUCUGAACCACCUCUGCUUCUAUUCGUACAUUUUCGGUGCGGAGAGCAAGCUCAGGUUUCGCUACAACGAGCUGACCGAUAUCAAAAAGUCCGGGACGAUGAUCACAAUCAAGACAUCGCAGAGCAAGGAAUACACGUUUGCGUUCCUAUAUCCGCCUGGGGAGGUGUACAAUCUGAUUGAACAGCUGAGCAAAAUCACAAUGCAGAAGUUGAUCCAGGACCCGGAUCGGCCUAUUGUUGACCAUGAUCCGGUGGUGGGUCGUAAGGCGGAGAAAAAUGUCGGCUUCAAAACGGUGCUGUUGCGGGAUUUGACGACCCGGCAGUGGUCAGAUGAGUAUCGAGCGCAUUUUCGGCUGCCGGCAUCGGAAAUACUGGACGGGCGGAUCACGAGCUCGCUGUGGACGCCUUACACCAAGAAACACGCCAAUGGGAUGAUUUAUUUGUCGCAAGGUUAUUUGUGUUUCAGGAGUGACGUCUACGAUCUGGUUGGGCUUGUUAUUCCUUUGAAUAAGAUUGUGAGCGUGGAGAAAAAGGAAGAAAAUUACGAUCGGUUCAGUAAUCGUAUCAUUGUGACUACAUCGGAUGCCAAUAUAUUCCUGUUUUCACACAUUUUGGAUCGUGAUUUCCUGAUUGGCAGAAUCUCAGAUUUGUUGUCAAAGACAGUCACUCCAACCAAACCGAUAGACGAUAUUGAUUGGACGAAGCAAGAACCGUUGAUGCAUCUUUUCAAGGAUCCGGAUAACAAAGCCUUCGAUGAUCUGCAGGCUGAAAAGCUCAAGAAGUGGGACGACCAUUUCUCCAUCUACGGUCGAGGAAUUUCGAUGUUCCGAACGACGGAAACCAUCAAUCUGGUGAUUGACGGCAUUCCCGACCAUCUGCGUCGCGAAGUGUGGAUGAUAUUCUCCGGUGCCAUUCACAUGAAGCUGGCCAACCCAGGCCUCUACAAGGACUUGGUCCAGCGUGCCAAGGACAAUCCAUCGUCGUCGACGUUCGAAGAAAUCGAGCGGGACCUCCACCGGUCGCUGCCCGAACAUCCGGCAUUCCAGACGAACAUCGGCAUCAUGGCUCUGAGGCGGGUUCUGCAGGCCUAUGCUCUGCGCAAUCCGGAAAUUGGGUACUGUCAGGCGAUGAACAUCGUCUCGUCGGUGUUUCUCAUCUACUGCGACGAGGAGGACGCAUUUUGGAUACUGACCUGCAUGUGCGAAUCGCUGCUGCCGGAUUACUACAACGACAAGGUGGUAGGAGCGCAGAUCGAUCAGGGCUUGCUGGACGAGCUGAUCGCAAGCCACAUACCGGCUUUGCAAGUGAAGCUGGCCACCUUGGGCAUGAUCCGCAUGAUUUCACUGUCCUGGUUCUUGACCAUUUUCCUCAGCGUUAUGCCGUACGAGAGUGCGCUGCACAUAAUUGACUGCUUCCUUUGUGACGGGGCAAAAGUGAUAUUCAUAGUAGCUUUAAAAAUCCUGGAAUGGAACCAGGAGAAACUUUUAAACUGUAACGACGAUGGCGAAGCCAUGCAACUGUUGUCCAGCUAUCUGAUAGGAAUUUACAAUGACGACCCGCAACAACUCAAAUCGUUGGACAAGGAACGAAUUCAGUCGAGGAGUCAAUCAGUGCAGACACUGAUUUAUGAAGCAUAUAUGCGAUUUGGAAAAGCAAUAACUUCACAGAAGAUAGAAGAGUUAAGAAACAAACAUAGGCGAAUAACCGUGCAUCAGUUGGAGAAAGAUCUGGAAAAUAGCUUCGUUAAGAACUUCAAAGAGAAUGGUUAUUUCGACGCCGAAGAACUGCGCAUGCUGCUCUGCUACACCAAGGACGAGAAGCAGAAUCUCAAAAAUUCUAGUCGCCAGUCGUCGGUGGCCGGCAGCGAACCGGUCUACGAUGCAGCCGUCCUGUACGACGCCAAGAAACGAUUCCGGGACAGUCGGUACGACUGCUUCCGGGUGGAUUUUGAAACGUUCCGGAAGCUAUUUGUGGAUCUGACGCCGUGGGGUCACGUCCAGACCAUUGACGUGGCGGAGAAAUUGUUUAGGCUAAUGGACAAACAGGUCGUUGGAUAUCUGGAAUUCAAGCAGCUGAUUUUUGCGCUGGGAAUUAUUUGCUCAAAACGUGCCACCGAGAAAUUGAAACUGCUUUACAUUCUGCAUUUGCCGCCGCUGCUAUCGACGAAGGAGAUUGAGAGCAGCAGUCAGACGGAUUUGAAGGAUUCCGACACGGAGGUGGCAACAGAGGCGGAGAGUUUCUUUAGCGAUAACCCUAUUGAAACGAUCAAGUCCCUACCGUCACCGAUCGACAUCAGUCUGGAAGCUACGGACGUGGAAAAUCUCUCGCUGUCACACUUCAACGCCGGGACGCCGAACCUAUCGAUUGACGAGUCAUCCACCAACGCCGAAACGUCAUCGAUUUUCUACGUCGAUCUACCCGGCAGUUCCGGUUUGGGUGCCGCUUCCGGAAGCAACGCCGAUCGGGCCUCCACGAGCAAUGCCAACCUGGGCGAAGGCGAAUCCUACGGUUCGCGAUCGGACCUCAGCGAUCUGGGCUUCAACCGGAUCAGCUUCGAAGAUGCCAGCAGCAGUACGACGACCAACGGACGGCGGAGGCACGGCAAUGAGUCGAGGAGUAUCAGCAGUCUGCGGAUAUUCCUCGACGAACCGGAUUCGAACUUCACGAACAAAACCAUUCCCAACAUGACGCAGAAGAACUUCAUGGUGCUGUGGACUACGCUGCUGGAGAUUCUGAACAAGGGCAGGAGAGUGGCCGACAGUGAAGUGCAGCAAGCUUAUAUCAAACUAAUCGAGCUGGGUAAAUUUGCAUUAAUCGACAAAAGUGAUGAUAGCAUCGAUAGUUUAACUCAGUUUUCAUUCCCGAAUCAAAGCGAGACGGAUCCAAAUGGAAACCCAUCUGGUUCCAACGCAGCGGAGUCGUCGUCAACUUCCACGCCGAAGCAUCACUCGUCAGAGGAUCGCUCAUCGGAUGAUGACGGAUGGGAGAUUACGCUAAAUCAGUUCAUCGCAACGACGGUCUCGGUCGGAUCCAUCGAAGAGCAUUUCACGCAAUCGUUUUCUAUCAAUUCAAGGGUGGAAAUGCUUCAGAAGAAUCGACGGAAGUGCAAAAGUUAGAAAGGUAGGCUUGAGCUUGUCCGCGCGUAGGUGGAAUAUACGUAACCGAAGGAAUGGCUAAGUGGGCUUGUAAUCGGCGGCUUGUUCUUCUGCUUCAGUUUGGAAUUCGGCAAAGUGCUCUUGCGUAAAGAUGGCUCCUAUUGAAUAUAUUGUAAUCAGCUGCGAUAUUGUACAAAAAAAGAAAGCAACAUGAUAAUAUUUACAUUAUACAACACACACACACUAACGUAGAACUCAAUAUCCCCAGCAUCAAAAGGGGACAAGACAAUUACUAAAUAAUCGGUCCGUAAAGUGUACCUUUUAAAUUCGAACACACAAAUAUUCUUGUAAUCAUCGUGCGGCAUAUUAUUGUUAUGGUUUAUAUCAGAGAUGAUUACCGAUUAUAGUUGAAGCCAUAUUUUUAACGUA
Armigeres subalbatus is the source of this 4213-nucleotide messenger RNA. It is a transcript of the gene Tbc1d8-9, whose product is annotated as TBC1 domain family member 9. The record is from RefSeq and is a predicted model, not a curated record. Gene Ontology annotation, molecular function: calcium ion binding. The transcript is spliced from 13 exons. NCBI's taxonomy places the organism in Eukaryota, Metazoa, Arthropoda, Insecta, Diptera, Culicidae. The coding region runs from base 164 to 3805 and encodes 1213 amino acids.